AUGGCCCGCCGAGCGCCGCAGCUGCUGAGUGCCGUGCUCCUGGCGGCACUCUUCGUGUGGAACACGGCCUUCCUGCCGGUCGAAACGCCGGCUCCCAGACAGGCGGCCGCGGCAGCCGCCACCGCAGCUUUGUCAGUAGCUCCCCUGCCUGCACUGGCGGGAGAGCCUCCCAGCGUGGGCAUUCACUGGUACUGGGACCUUGGCAUUGGCACGAUCCACGGAGAGACCGCCAGCAUCAUCAUCUGGGUGUUCCUGGUCUGCACCAUCUUCGCUUUGGCCGGAGCGGGUGGCAGCAGCCGCAAGAGCGCAGCAUAA
Symbiodinium natans is the source of this 315-nucleotide messenger RNA. The record is from the annotation of a GenBank genome assembly. Lineage: Eukaryota; Dinophyceae; Suessiales; Symbiodiniaceae.